AAAUGAAUAAGGCCUUGUCCCUGUUCUCAGGUCAUGUGGACCACAGCGCCCAGAAAGAUACCCAACUGGCUUGGCUCAUCCUGUUCACUGUUUCCAGCAGGUAUUGGGCCACAUGCACCCAGAAUGUGACUUCAUCACCCAGCUGAGAGAGGAUGAGAGUGCCUGUCUACAAGCAGCAGAGGAGAUGCCCAACACUACCCUGGGCUGCCCUAGGACCUGGGAUGGGCUGCUGUGCUGGCCAACGGCAGGCUCUGGCGAGUGGGUCACCCUCCCCUGCCCGGAUUUCUUCUCUCACUUCAGCUCAGAGUCAGGGGCUGUGAAACGGGAUUGUACUAUCACUGGCUGGUCUGAGCCCUUUCCACCUUACCCUGUGGCCUGCCCUGUGCCUCUGGAGCUGCUGGCUGAGGAGGAAUCUUACUUCUCCACAGUGAAGAUUAUCUACACCAUGGGCCAUAGCAUCUCUAUUGUAGCCCUCUUCGUGGCCAUCACCAUCCUGGUUGCUCUCAGGAGGCUCCACUGCCCCCGGAACUAUGUCCACACCCAGCUGUUCGCCACUUUUAUCCUCAAGGCGGGAGCUGUGUUCCUGAAGGAUGCUGCCCUUUUCCACAGCGACGACACUGACCACUGCAGCUUCUCCACUGUUCUAUGCAAGGUCUCUGUGGCCGCCUCCCAUUUCGCCACCAUGACCAACUUCAGCUGGCUGUUGGCAGAAGCCAUCUACCUGACCUGCCUCCUGGCCUCCACCUCCCCCAGCUCAAGGAGAGCCUUCUGGUGGCUGGUUCUCGCUGGCUGGGGGCUGCCCGUGCUCUUCACUGGCACAUGGGUGAGCUGCAAACUGGCUUUCGAGGACAUCGCGUGCUGGGACCUGGACGACACCUCCCCCUACUGGUGGAUCAUCAAAGGGCCCAUUGUCCUCUCGGUUGGGGUGAACUUUGGGCUUUUUCUCAAUAUUAUCCGCAUCCUGGUGAGGAAACUGGAGCCAGCUCAGGGCAGCCUCCAUACCCAGUCUCAGUAUUGGCGUCUCUCCAAGUCGACACUUUUCCUGAUCCCACUCUUUGGAAUUCACUACAUCAUCUUCAACUUCCUGCCAGACAAUGCUGGCCUGGGCAUCCGCCUCCCCCUGGAGCUGGGACUGGGUUCCUUCCAGGGCUUCAUCGUUGCCAUCCUCUACUGCUUCCUCAACCAAGAGGUGAGGACUGAGAUCUCACGGAAGUGGCAUGGCCAUGACCCUGAGCUUCUGCCAGCCUGGAGGACCCGUGCUAAGUGGACCACGCCUUCCCGCUCGGCGGCAAAGGUGCUGACAUCUAUGUGCUAGGCUGCCUUAUCACACCACUGGAGUCCACACUUGAACUUGGGCAGCUACCAUGGGUCUGCCAUGCUCUGGAGGAGCAAGGGGGCCACAUCCCCACCCCAGCUGUUACCCAGCCCGGGGCAGGUGCAGCCCUUCCUCCCUGUCUCUGCAUCUGACUCUCUUUUGAGGUCCCUGUAUGUCUGCCUCUGACUUCUGUGGUCCCUCUGUGUCUGCUCUCAUCCAUUCCUCUUCCUGGGGCCUGGGGCUCUAGCCCGAGGCUCAGAGGAGCCAA
Gorilla gorilla gorilla (western lowland gorilla) is the source of this 1583-nucleotide messenger RNA. It is a transcript of the gene GHRHR, whose product is annotated as growth hormone releasing hormone receptor. The record is from RefSeq and is a predicted model, not a curated record. Gene Ontology annotation, cellular component: plasma membrane. The coding region runs from base 113 to 1315 and encodes 400 amino acids. The transcript is spliced from 12 exons. Gene Ontology annotation, biological process: adenylate cyclase-activating G protein-coupled receptor signaling pathway; cell surface receptor signaling pathway; positive regulation of cell population proliferation. NCBI's taxonomy places the organism in Eukaryota, Metazoa, Chordata, Mammalia, Primates, Hominidae. Gene Ontology annotation, molecular function: G protein-coupled peptide receptor activity; peptide hormone binding; growth factor binding.